Molecule: messenger RNA, 4210 nt
Organism: Eleginops maclovinus (Patagonian blennie)
Lineage: Eukaryota; Metazoa; Chordata; Actinopteri; Perciformes; Eleginopidae
Gene: igfn1.4
Product: immunoglobulin like and fibronectin type III domain containing 1, tandem duplicate 4
Exons: 27
Coding region: 90-3890 (1266 amino acids)
Molecular function (GO): protein binding
Source: RefSeq, a predicted model, not a curated record
CAGACCUGGAAGCAGCACCACUCAAGGAUCACAGGAGUACUGAGUUAAGAAAAUCUUGCUGAAUCUCUCGAGGAAUCGUAGGACUCAAGAUGUUCAAAAGAUCUAAAGUGAUGGAUGGGACGGCCACUGGCCAAGAUCCUGAUCCUGAAUGUAUUAGAGAAGUGGGAUACAAGAAAAAAUCUAAGGUCCCCGGGGUGAUGAUAACACAGUUUAUCGAGGAGCUGCCAGAGGGAAAGACCCAUCCAGACUUCACCCGCAAGCCAAUUGCUUUGACCAUCCAAGAGGGCAAAUUUGCUUUUUUUAAAGCAAUUGUCACUGGAGACCCACAGCCGACAUUAACAUGGAGCAGAAAUAAUGGAGACGUGUCUGACACAGCACGAUAUCAACCUAAAUACGAUCCCAAUACUAAUGAGCAUACAUUUGAGAUGCCAAAUGUAAUGCCGGAUCAGGCUGAUACCUAUAAAUGCUUUGCCGUAAAUGAAUUUGGACAAGCCGUGGUCACAGUUGUACUGAAUGUGAUUGCAGUUGGUUUCAAUAAAAAUGCUGCCCAGAAACCAGUAGCUGAGGCCACCAAUGGGAAUUUUAAAGCUGUACUGAAAAGGAAAAGUAAGGUCCGUCCGAAAUCUGAGCAACCUGAGAGAAAGGAUGGGGAGAUCGAUCCUAAAUUUUGGGAGCUUUUGCUUAGCGCUCAAAAGAAAGACUAUGAAGCGAUUUGUACACAGUUUGGAGUGACAGACUUUCGCUGGAUGCUCAAGAAGCUUAAUGAAAUGAAGAAAGAAAGGGAGGAAGAACAAGCUGAGUUUGUCAAAAGCUUGUCCAACUUGAAACCAAUGCAGUUCAGUUCAGAGUCUUCUGCAUCCUUUGAGAUGGAUAUGGACCUUAUUGAUCCAAGCAGCUCCAUAUUCAUAUACAAGGAUGGUGUAAUGAUUCCUUAUACAAAGGAUAUGGGAGAAAAGAUGAAGCACACCCUUAAACAAGUGGGGAGAAAGUUUAUUUUCAGCAUGAAGGACCUUUUGCCAGAUGAUGCUGGACUGUACCAGUUGGAUGUAGAGGGGGUGAAUAUGUUUUCCACUGAUUUCAAAAUCCCCAUGGUGGAUUUCUUGGUGAAAAUUCAGGAAGUGAAGGCAGUAGAGAGACAAGAUGCUGUUUUUGAGUGUGUCCUGUCAAACCCUUUCUCCAAGACUUUGUGGUUUGGCAAGAAUUUGCCACUGGAACAGGGGGAUAAAUAUGAUAUCCUGGUUUCAGAUGACAAGCUCAUUCACACACUGGUGGUCAAAGACUGCAUGAUUGUAGACAAAGGAAUAUAUUCAGUCUGCGCGGGAAUUAAGUCUUGUAAUGCCUGGCUUGUUGUUGAAGCCGAUAAAGAUGCACAAAAGGGCAAAAAAUCAGCAAGGAAAACAACAAAGGCAGGAGGAUCAGGGUUGGACCUGAAGAAGUUAGCCGAAGAGCAGCAGACUAAAUUAGUAAAGGAGAGAGAGGAAAUAAAAGAACAAAUUAAAGCUGCUGCAGCUGCACCUCCACCUCCACCUCCACCUCCACCUCCACCUCCUCCUGCACCUGCCCCUGAAGCUCCAGCUGCACCAACAAAGCCUGAACCUGAGGCACCCAAAGACCCUGAGCCAGAAAUCGUGAAGGAACCAGAGGCACCUGUAGUGGAGGAAAAAAGACCUGGUAAUUCUGACAAAACAUCACCAGCACCAGCUGGAGACUCGGAAAGUGGUCAUUCAGACCAAACGUCACCAGCAGCAGCUGGAGACUCUGGAAGUGCUGAAGAAGACAUUGGCGGUAAAAGACUUGACCCACCACUUGCAGAUGCAGGAGCUGAGCCUGUUAUCACCUGUGGGCUGUCUGAUGUCUAUGUUCUUCGUGGAAAUCCAGCUGACUUAACAGUGAAGAUCAACAUCGACUGCGACAGCUCUUGGUUCAAAGAUGGAGAGAAGUUGAACUCAGGUUCUGGGGUCAAAUUAACAAAAGAUGGAAAUUCUCACAACCUGUCAAUUCGAAGCUGCAGUGAGGAGGACUCUGGACUUUAUCGUUUGGAAACAGGGGCCGUCUGUACACAAGGAAAGGUCACUGUUGGAGACGUACCUGAAUUUGACCCAGAUGACCUUCACAAAUUCUCCAAACCUGUGAUCGUAAGAGUGGGGCAGAACGCUGCUUUCAAGAUGCCCUUAACUCCUCAGGAGGGUUUGGUGGUCAGUUGGUUUAAGGAUGGUGUUGAGAUCAAAGACGGAGGAGGAGUAAAGAUCGUGAGGGAGCCCAACCACAGCCGGCUGCUGCUCAGAGACUGCCUGCGGACAGACGCAGGGGAAAUAAAGAUCCAGCUCAAAAACCCAUUUGGGGCUGUGGAGGCUACAUCUAGGCUUAUUGUGCUUGAUCGACCCGGUCCACCAGAGGGUCCAGUGGAGGUUGUUGAAACCACGUCAACCAUGAUUGAGAUUCAGUGGAACCCUUCCAAAGACGAUGGCGGCUCCCCUGUCACCAACUAUCUUAUAGAACGUCAGCAGGAAGGAAAAAGUCUCUGGAUGAAACUUGGCGAUGUAUCAGCUGACAAGACCUCCUUCAGAGACAGGAAUGUGACUCAUGGGAAGAUAUACAACUACCGCAUCUAUGCAGAAAACCCAGAGGGCGUCAGCGACUCCCUGCAGACCGCUGAUAGCAUUAUGGCUGGAAUAUUGAUUCUCUCCGGUCCACCCGGUGCCCCUACAGUGGUGAGUGCCACCAAGACCUGCAUCACGUUGACCUGGACCCCUCCUGAGGACGACAGAGGAGUACCAAUCAUCGGUUACCAAUUGGAGAAACGAAAAAAGGAUACAAAUCAGUGGAUUGCCCUGAAUCCAGUUAAUGAACCUAUUGAAGACGUGAGCUAUGCGGUGAAAGAUGUUACUGAAGGAGCAGAGUAUGAGUUCAGGGUUGCAGCGAUCAAUGAGUCAGGAGCGGGAGAUCUAAGCCCCCCCUCUUCAAUGGUGUGUGCAAAGAAUCCCAACAUGAGACCUUGUUUUAAAGACCCAGAAGACUUCAUUGUUGUCAGAGCAGGAAACUCUGUACGAGUGAAAAUUUGCUAUGAGGCUGAACCUCCACCUGAGAUCACUUGGUUGAGGGAUGAUGAGCCAUUAUGCUCGUGGAUUAGUGUCAUCAAUACAGAGGGAAUGUCUCAGCUUGUUAUUCCCUCAUCGAAGCGCUCAGAUUCAGCCAUCUACACUAUCCAUGCCAAAAACUCGGUGGGUGAGGCUUCAUGUGACAUUGAGGUUAGAGUCACAGAUGAACCCAAGUCUCCAGGACCAGUGGAGCUGGAGCAAACAGUCCAGGACAAAGUGGUGAUUUCAUGGGCUCCUUCCCCAGACCAGGAGCUCGACGACCGCCUGUACUACGUGGUGUCUCAACGCGACUCCAACACAAGAGUGUGGCGAAAUAUAGCAGAUCGCCUCUUUGCUAACACAUACGCAGCCACCAAAAUCUCUCCUGGGAGAGAGUACCAUUUCCGGGUUUAUGCCAAGAAUGACAUGGGACUCUCAGAUCCAUCUCAGUCUCCAACAUGGGGCGCCAACAGCAACAGAGUUCCAAUAUCUUCAUAUGGAGUUGUUUCGUCAGAGAUCAGCUUUGAGAGGCCUCCAUCUAUCUUGGUUCCUCUGAAAGUCCACACACCACCAAAGGGCUACCAACUCUACAUGACAUGUGCCGUCAGAGGAUGCCCUCGACCCACUGUAGCCUGGUACCUGAACGGUGUCUGCAUCAACUCUGACAAAAACUACUACAUCACCAACUCAUUUGGUGUGUGCUCGGUGUACAUUCUCAGAGUACGGUCAAUAGACAGCGGAGAAUAUAGAGUUGUUGCACUCAACUCACUUGGACAGGCAGAGUGUUCUACGAAACUUAUUGUCAAAGAUUAAAACAGCAUUGUGACAAUGCAGCUCUUCCUCUUUUGGAAAUAUUCUGGAUAAGGGUGUGGAGUGUUUUGUUUUACUGCAUAGAAUACGUUAAGUGUGUAAAAUUGUUUUGUAAAGUGCUAGUUUCACCACCUUAUUUAUUAUUUAUAUAAGUGUUACCCUGUCUUGUGGUUUGAAUACAGUACUAACUUAUUUUAUUUAUUUAGAAAUAUAACUGAUUUACAAUUGUUACCUUGUCAUCAGAAAUAAUUAUUAUUUAGCAUGAUGGAAGUGACAAACUUAGAUGACAAACAUUUUCUCUUGUAGCAACUCCAAUAAAUCAA